Messenger RNA from Drosophila kikkawai, 663 nucleotides. Lineage: Eukaryota; Metazoa; Arthropoda; Insecta; Diptera; Drosophilidae. The record is from RefSeq and is a predicted model, not a curated record.
AAUAGUUUUUUAAAAUUCCAAAGCCUUAUAUUCAUGAAACUAAAAUAUUUCUAAAUUUUAAAUAUUCUUUUAGCUUCUCCCAACCAUGCCAAUCGUUCCGGUACAAAAAUUCAACUCGCUGAGAACCAAUCCUCUUCAGGGAUUUGAGUAUCUAUUGGUUCCCUUGCAUUAUAGUUUGGAUGUGACCACAACCAUGAUUGCAGCGAUUGGUAAUCUCUUCUACCGCUUGGUCUCUCCACUCUUUAUAAGACCCCUUCAAACAUAAGGCAACUUAAAUAACUCUUUAUUUUUUCCUAGACUUUGUUGAAAAUAAAACCACCGUCCAUCGAGGAAGCCUUAGUAAGUAGAGGUUAAAGAAGCCAGACCUGGACACCAAAAGGAAUUCGAUGCCGGGAACGACGGACACGACAUCCAGCGAGGCAGCAGAUGAAGAAGAUGUUAACCCGAGCGGGUUAGACAAGGGACCAUGACCAGGACCAGUCUGGGAGCUAUGGCUUAAGCAUGGGAAUCGAAGGACGGUAAGGGGGCAGCAUCAAGCAGCAGCAGCAUAAACAAAACGACCAUCAGAGCUGGAGGAACGGAAGAACAAAGCACUGGAAAAAAAUAAAAAGGCUUGUAUUUAUUUGCUUUAUUUUAAUAAACUAAAUUGUAAGUUGUAUUUAA